AUGCUCAGCCGGCGAGCAACAUUCUUGCGGCACGGUACACAGCUAUCCAAGCAGCUCGUACGCCACUCUGGAACCGAAGCUACGACCGCAGCUUCAGUUUCUCGCAUAGCCCGGAUCGAGUCCCGGUUACCACGCUUUCUGAGGCACUUCACCACCCCAUUACGCAAUGCACCGGUCUCGCAUAUCAGUGCCUUCCUGGUCUUACAUGAGCUGACUGCAAUUCUGCCACUCUUUGGUCUGGCGGCCAUCUUCCAUUACACUAACUGGUUGCCACCGUAUAUCAGCGAAGGCAAAUGGGUCUCCCAAGGCAUCGAGAAGUUCGGACGCUACUUGCGCAAGAAAGGCUGGAUCAGCACGGAGGAGGAAGCUGGUGCCAGUGGAAAGUGGUGGGGCAGAAGUGAAGGUGGCGUGAGGAUUGUGGUGGAGUUGGCCACUGCUUAUGCUAUCACGAAAGCUCUUUUGCCCUUGAGGUUGAUCCUGAGUAUGUGGGGUACGCCAUGGUUUGCGAAGUGGACUGUACUUCCAUUCACCGCAGCAGUCCAACGAGUAUGGCAAAGUCGAACUGUUGGAACGGCUGCUCGAUCACCUGCAGCUGGGACUGGCGCUGUUGGAGCCGGAGUCUUGCCGAAAGAAAUCAGCUCAAGGACGAAGUGA
Recurvomyces mirabilis is the source of this 654-nucleotide messenger RNA. RefSeq lists its product as uncharacterized. The record is from RefSeq and is a predicted model, not a curated record. NCBI's taxonomy places the organism in Eukaryota, Fungi, Ascomycota, Dothideomycetes, Mycosphaerellales, Teratosphaeriaceae. The coding region runs from base 1 to 654 and encodes 217 amino acids. Gene Ontology annotation, cellular component: mitochondrion. The transcript has a single exon.